Cannabis sativa is the source of this 1059-nucleotide messenger RNA. RefSeq lists its product as uncharacterized. The record is from RefSeq and is a predicted model, not a curated record. The coding region runs from base 362 to 736 and encodes 124 amino acids. Lineage: Eukaryota; Viridiplantae; Streptophyta; Magnoliopsida; Rosales; Cannabaceae. The transcript has 2 exons.
UUAAUUUUCACUGAGGCUUGUAUAUAUCAAAACUUCAAACAGAACUAAUAAAAGUAAAAGUAUAGGCUAUAGCAAAAGUCGAAAAAUAGUGAAAUAGGGUCAAAAGAAAAGAAAGAUGAGAGUGUGUAUUUGUAUUUAAUUGAAGAUUUGUUUUUGAUAUUAUAUAUAUAAAAAUAGAAAAUUGCAUUAAAUAUGUAUGUACGUACACAGCGGCAGAUGUCUUCUGGUAGUAGAGACAUUCUGAUACACAAAAAUUAAGUGUAAGAAACGAAAUAAAUACCUCUCACUUACCACCCCAGACAAAGACCCACCCACCAUAAUAGACCCAAGAAGAAGAAGAAAGAAAGAAAAGAAAAGAAAGAUGAAAGAUAAUUCAGAAAAGAAGGAUAAUCAAGAUGAGCAAGAAGAAGCAGAUUUACAAAAUAUAAGAGCUACAGAAGAAAGCAAUUGCACAAGUUUCUUCAUGAGUAGUAGUCCCUGCUGUAAUUUCUUAUGCUAUGCAGUUAAGGCUUUCUUUAAGUGCUUGGGCUAUGAAUAUGACCCACACGACGUCAACUAUUCCCCUCUUCCCACUACGCAAACUUCAGAUCAACCUUCUUCUAAGGAUCCAUCUCAAACAAAAACCCCUGAGGAGGAUCAGGAGGAAACGGGCACAACUAGAAUAGUACUUUCGAGAAGGACUCCACCACCACGAAGACAAGGACCCACUCGCGGUAGAGGAGGUCAGAACAACUGAUCAACUAAACAAAGAGAUAUAUUUGAUCGAGAGCACCAUCAGAAUCCUCUAUAUAUAUAGAUAUAGCCUUCUUUUUCACUAUUUCAGGUUCAACUAAAGAGUUUAUAUUCACUACUAAUUAGACUUCUUUAACAUGUGUGUUAUAUGUAUAUCAUCUUAUGUACAAUUAGAGUAAUGCAUGUUUUUUUUCUCUUUUAAUUUGUAUGAGUAAAUGUUUUUGUUUGUGUGUGUAUAUGUACAUAAAUUGUGAUAUAUAUAUUGAUAAGUCUUUUUUAGUUACUUUAUCUAAAAAAAACAUGCAUGGUGAUGUCUUUUCUUUUCUU